ACAAACCUAUAGUUAUAUUUUGGUGUUUAUGUGGAGUUUCCAAACAUAUAUAUAUGGUGCAUGUGUGAAGAUGUUGUAGUUCUGAAAUUUAAUGCUUCUUUUAGUCCAUGGUGAUACAUAAAAAAUUUCUGAAGAAUAACGUGAAAAUAAGUUGACUUGCACAUGUCCUUGACUUGUAAUUGUAAACUCCUGCUAGUAUCUAGUUUAUGAUGCCUUAUGCAUAGAUCAGUAAUUUUAUGGACUUACAUUCAUUUUGAUAUUUAACAAAAACUGUAGAUAUGACCUCUCUCAUAAAUUUUUUCACUGUGAUUCCCCCACAUAACUUUAGGCCUCACCUCGUGUUGGAUUUUCUGAGGCCAGAGUUGCAGAUGAAUUAAGUACUACUGUUAAGGGCUUUAUGGUAGGUACUGCCUGCCACUGCUGCUGUCAUCAUAUAAUCAUAAACUGACAUGUUAGUUGGUUUCAUUGUUGCCUAAAUCUAUUGUUCAUGUUACAUCCUACUUCAAUUUUCAUGUCAAUGUUUUAAAACAGACCGAAUCGGCCAGUUCUACCAAUUGAACCGAAAACUGGCCAAUUCACUGGUUGGUGGUUGGUUUGAUUCAUGACCGGUCCUGUUGGAUUUUUGUUUCAGUUUCUUGCCAAAGGCACUGACUGAUUGUGGUCUCAGCUAUACAUGGUAUGGGAACCAAAAUUGAAUGUUCCAUAAAUCUUGUAGCAACCUUGGUAAAGAGCAAUAAGUUAGCUGUGGGAGCAUUAUUAUCAGAACAAAGGGAGGCUGACCAAUAACCAUCAUAGGACUAGAAUCAAUAAAUUGCAAGGUCCCAUCAUGGAUAGGAGGAUGCUUGACAGAAACAACAUAGAAUCCAUCAAAAAGACAAUGCAGAUGCAUGAGGACAUCUUCAAACACCAGGUAAGAGAACUUCACAGAGUAUACAGUGUGCAAAAGAUGCUGAUGAAUGAGCUAAAAAAUAAAAUUAAGCAACAAAAUUUUUGGAAUCCAAUGGAUGACAUAGAAAAACAAUUUUCAAGAGGUUUUGAUCUUGAAAAGCCAGCUGUGGAAAACACUUUUAUUGGAUCAUCACUUGGCAUUGAUGAAGGUGAGGUAGGGACUAGUUCCAACACUGCUGCAUUUCAGAGCUGUAAAUUAAGCACUUUUGAUGAUUUUAAUGAAGAAUUGGAAGUAGAUUUGACACUAAGCAUAGGAGGUAGCCAGCUUAAGAAUUCUAAUAUGAAACUUCAAUUAGGAGAAUGCAGUGACACAACCAACCCCAUUAGGAGUAACAGUGUGACAUUUACUCAAGGUUUACAGCUUAAAUAGAAGUUUAUUAACUUGUUUGUUUCUUUGUAUUUGUAACCUUUCAACUCUACAUGGACCACUGAAUUUAGAUGGUUCAUGUAUUCACAUUCUUAGAUUAGUUUCUACUUUAUUCUAAUAAUAUAAUGAAAAGUUGAUACACAUAGAUCUAUAACCAAGUGCAUUUUCUGUGCACUCCUAGAUAGUUGACUUGAUUUGCAGUACUUACAUUAUUUCCUAAACU
Messenger RNA from Medicago truncatula (barrel medic), 1538 nucleotides. RefSeq lists its product as uncharacterized. The coding region runs from base 827 to 1318 and encodes 163 amino acids. The transcript has 3 exons. The record is from RefSeq and is a predicted model, not a curated record. NCBI's taxonomy places the organism in Eukaryota, Viridiplantae, Streptophyta, Magnoliopsida, Fabales, Fabaceae.